CGAAAAGAAACUCACUCAUGAUGAUAAUAAUAAUUUUAUGAAAGUAUUUAAUUGAGUUCAUUGUUUAAAUGAAAAGUAAUUUAAAAUAUCAAUGUUUGCUGAAUAUAAAUGUUUAUUAAUAUAUUUAUUAUAUAGGAUCUUGUUUAAAUAAUCAAUUUAAUCAAUAAAUUUGUAAAUCAUGCAACCAUCAUGUAUCAUAGAAAUUCAACCAGCUACCCCAGUAACUAAAAAUCAUUCAAAAAAUUUUCAUAAAACAGAUCCUAUUAUAGAUUAUUCACAAAAUUCUAUAAUCAAUAAUAAUCAAUCUAAUAAUAAUAGUAAUAAUGAUAAUUUAUCGAUUGAAUCAAUUCAUAAUUAUUUAGAAAUUAAACCAUCUAAUUCAUCAAUUAAUCAAUCAAUAAAAUCAUCAAAUAUAAGAAAAUAUAGUAAAAAUAUUCAUUCAAAUAUUAUAUUAACUAAAUCCAAUACACAUAUACCAUCAUGGAGAACACAUAAAUAUGGUAAAUAUUGUUGGAAAAGUUGGAUUACAUUUGUACAUUUAGUGAUUGCAUUUAGAGCAAUAAUUGUACGUAUUGGAUUUAUAUGUUUUACAUGUACAGCUAUUGUAAGUGUUGUAAAAGAGAAACAAGAUGGAAGAUUUUGGUUUUUAGCAUUAACUAUUAUACCAUUAUUAAUUGAUUUAAUUGUAGCAAUUAAUGCAUAUGUUUCUGGUAGAUCUGUAACACCAACAAUAUCUAAAUGGUUUUCACUGUGUAAUUUCACUUAUCUCAUUUGUGCAUGUCCACCUAUAUGGAUUAUUGAAUUACAUCAUAUGGAUCAAGUGAAUAAUGCAUCUGCUCUAUUUGAGCUAAUGACAACCAAAAAUCAUACUCCAAUUAUUACAGUUCCAGCAUGGAUAAAUAAAGCACCAUCAAUAAUAUCACGUGAAAAUGAAAGUAUGAUGAUUAUGGGUACAGAAAUUGAAGAAUUCAUGCAUUCAGCUUAUUUGACAACAAAAGAGCCUCAGAGAACAAAAAGAAUGACUCGUAAUACAUUUAUUCAUGAGGUCCUAUCAAAUGAAACUAUUGGUUUACAAGUUUCAAUGGAUGUAUUACAAUCAUUACAACUACAUAAUUUUUCAUUAAAAGAACGGAUACGUAUUCUGGAACAAUUAUUAUUACUAUCUGUAAUUGUUGGACGUUGGUUAAUGCCUAGAGAAGGAUUAACACGUGAUCAACUAUCUCAAUUAUUAUUAAUUAACAUUGGUACAGCAGCAGAUAUAUUGGAAUUAUUUGAAGCAUUUAAUGAACAAGAAGUUCGUAGAAAUGAUUUUCUACGCACUGUAAUUUUAUCAUUAUGGCAAGCUAGUUUAUUACAAUUUUGUUUCAAUAAAACCGCACUUAAAACACAAAAGAAUUACAAUAAUAGAAAUUUAUUAUUGUCUAAAUCAAAUGAAUUAUCUUCAUUUCAAAGUUCAAUGGAUGAAAAAUCAUUAAGUGAUGGUGAAAGUCGAUUUACUGCUAACAAUAGUAAUAAUAAUACCAAUAGUAAUGAUAGUGAUAACGUUGCAUCAAAUUUAAAAAAUAAAUCUCUAAGAAGGAAUACAUUAGCUUAUUUGAAACAAUGGUAUUUAACUCGUAAAAAUCAAAAACGAGAACCAGAAAAUCCAGAUCAUGACAAUUGCAUUAUUACCAAUGUUGAAUGUGGUUCCACAUUAAAAAUCCCCGAAUCAGACGUAAAGCGACAACAACAACAACAGUCAGCUCAAUUACUUGUUCCACCUUUAACAUUAUCAUCAUCACCAUCAUCAUCAAAAAUUGAUGGUAUACCAAAAUCAGUAUCACAAAAUGAUUUUAUAGAUAAUUCUAACAAUGUUAAUUGUCCAUUAAUUGGUGGUUGUCUUUUAUUAUGUCGUGAACGACCAUGUUUAUGUUGUGAAACUGAAUUAUGGGCUAUUGGUAUAUCAUUAAUGUUACAAGAUUUACCAUUUCUUAUAUUAAGAAUAACUUUAAUAGUAUAUUAUAAUGUAAAAAGUUAUUCAAAUGUAUUUUUCACUUGUAAAAAUACUUUAUUAAUUUUAUUACAAGUAUUUCGUUCAAUUGUUAUAUUAUCUGAAGCUGGUAAAUUUAAUCCAUUUUAAUCAUUUCAAUGAUAUUUGUAUAAAUCAAUAUACAAUUAUAGUUUAUUGAAUAAUUUCAUUAAAUUUUUUUGUUUAAAUCAAUAAAAAAUAAUCAAUUGAACAAGAUCAUGUGUAAUCAUUGAAUAAUUUGAAAAAUGAAUCAUUUUUGGACUUUUUUAAAAAACAAAACAAAAAGAAAAACAUUAGAGAUAGAAUAUUGUCACAAUUAAUGUCAUUGCUGAAAAAAAAACACGGGUGGAUUUUUUGUAACAUUAUUAUGUAAUUGAUUCAAUAUUUUAAAUAAAGAGUUAUGAUUUACGCAA
This is a messenger RNA of Schistosoma mattheei, 2421 nucleotides long. NCBI's taxonomy places the organism in Eukaryota, Metazoa, Platyhelminthes, Trematoda, Strigeidida, Schistosomatidae. The record is from the annotation of a GenBank genome assembly.